Messenger RNA from Haemonchus placei, 519 nucleotides. Lineage: Eukaryota; Metazoa; Nematoda; Chromadorea; Rhabditida; Trichostrongylidae. The record is from the annotation of a GenBank genome assembly.
AUGAAUAUAUGUUGUUGGGCUCUUGAUAGAUUUCUUCUUCCAGACGGUGCUCGGUGUUUCUCAUGCAUGUCUCGGUUGUAUGAAGCUGUGUGGCCGUCGUUAUCGCACAUCUACAAAAGGCCAAAAAAUUUCACGGAUGAUUGUAACGACGAUCGGUUAGUCGAGGGACGAGUACCGGCUGUCCACUGUGACACCAUAUGCGUCUCGAUGUAUGAAGCCCCAAAUAUUGCAGGAGUCCGGAUUGGUGGCUAUAUCCGUGGAUGUAUGAAGGACGUACUCAUCAAGGGAUUCAACGAGACCAUUGUCAGUUGGUAUCGAUGGAUGCAAAGAGAUUCUUGUCGGCCUUAUAGAAAAAAGGAGCUGUUCAAGUUAGGUGGAGACCAGAUCGAUGAGUCCACUAUCGAUGUGUGUACAUGUUAUGCGGAUUACUGUAAUGGAAAUUCAUCGGCGACAUUAUCGACGUCAUUGAUUUCUGUUGUGAUCCCCUUGAUUACCAUCAUCUUCUUGAUCCUCUACUAA